This is a messenger RNA of Lathyrus sativus (Indian pea), 1497 nucleotides long. The record is from the annotation of a GenBank genome assembly. NCBI's taxonomy places the organism in Eukaryota, Viridiplantae, Streptophyta, Magnoliopsida, Fabales, Fabaceae.
AUGUUCCUAAGGCACUGCAAAUCCGAAUCACCAUUCACCUCCAUUCUUCCUUCAAAUGCCACCCUCCGCCGCCUCUUCAGCUUCAAUCCAAACGACGACGUACGCAGAGUCUACACUCUCCUCACAACCACCUCUUCCCCCGAAGACCUCAAACAAUCCCUAAUAUCCUCCGGAAUUUUCCUCUCAAAUGAAUUAAUCGAUCAAGUCCUCAAAAGGGUUCGCUUUGGCCACGCAAACCCCUCUCAAACCCUCGAAUUUUUCCGUUACACCGGAAGAAGAAAAGGGUUUUACCACACCGCUUUUUCCUUCGACACAAUGCUCUAUAUCCUCGGUAGAAGCCGUAUGUUCGAUAACGUUUGGGAUGUUCUAAUCGAAACGAAGCGAAAAGAUCAAACUGUUAUAACCCCUCGAACUGUUAUGAUUGUUUUGGGUAGAGUUGCUAAAGUUUGCUCCGUUAGACAAACUGUUGAAUCGUUUAGAAAGUUCAAGAAGAUUGUUCCGGAUUACGGUACUAAUUGUUUCAAUGCAUUGUUGAGAACGCUAUGUCAAGAGAAAAGUAUGACGGAUGCCAGAAAUGUUUAUCAUAGUUUGAAGCAUAGUUUUCGCCCAAAUUUACAAACUUUUAACAUUCUUCUUUCUGGGUGGAAGACUUCUGAAGAUGCUGAAUUGUUUCUCACUGAGAUGAAGGAAAUGGGGGUUACACCAGAUGUUGUUACGUAUAAUAGUUUGGUGGAUGUUUACUGUAAAGGGAGGGAAAUUGAGAAGGCCUAUAAGGUGCUUGAUGAAAUGCGUGAGCGGGAUUUGUCGCCGGAUGUGAUUACCUAUACUAGUAUUAUUGGUGGGUUGGGGUUGAUUGGUCAGCCGGAUAAAGGUAGAGAUGUUUUGAAGGAAAUGAAGGAGUAUGGUGUUUACCCUGAUGUUCCGGCGUAUAAUGCUGCAAUUAGGAACUUUUGCAUUGCAAAGAGGCUUGGUAAUGCUUAUGAAUUGGUGGAUGAGAUGACGAAGAAAGGUUUGAGUCCUAAUGCAACUACGUAUAACUUGUUCUUUCGGGUUUUUUACUGGUCUAAUGAUUUAGAGAGUUCGUGGAACUUAUACAAGAGGAUGAUGGUUGAAGGAUGCCAUCCGAAUACGCAGUCUUGUAUGUUCUUGAUAAGGUUGUUUAAGAGACAUGAAAAGGUGGAGAUGGCAUUGCAGUUAUGGGGUGACAUGGUGGAGAAGGGUUUUGGGUCGUGUACCUUGGUUUCUGAUGUGCUGUUUGACAUGCUUUGUGAUAUGGGGAAGUUGUUGGAGGCAGAGAAAUGUUUCUUGGAAAUGAUUGAGAAGGGGCAAAAGCCAAGCAAUGUUUCAUUUAAGAGAAUCAAGGUUCUUAUGGAGUUAGCAAAUAGACAUGAGGCCAUUCAGAAUUUGACAGAGAAAAUGGGCGUGUUUGGGCGACCAACACAAGUUCGCGAAAGAGUUAUGAAACCAUUAGCGGAAAUUGGGGGAUUGGACAACUAA